Molecule: messenger RNA, 1327 nt
Organism: Sinocyclocheilus rhinocerous
Lineage: Eukaryota; Metazoa; Chordata; Actinopteri; Cypriniformes; Cyprinidae
Product: malonyl-CoA decarboxylase, mitochondrial-like
Exons: 1
Biological process (GO): fatty acid biosynthetic process; acetyl-CoA biosynthetic process; malonyl-CoA catabolic process
Cellular component (GO): mitochondrial matrix; peroxisomal matrix
Molecular function (GO): malonyl-CoA decarboxylase activity
Source: RefSeq, a predicted model, not a curated record
AGUGAAUUUCCUCACAUGGCCCAGUUCUCCAGUCUGUCUCCCAUCCCUGGCUUCUCCUUAUGGCUACAAGGUGCUCUCGGUCAGCACAAGAAGGAGGGACGUGCCAUAGAGCUCCUGUCUGAGCAGGAGUGGAGGGAGGUGGAGGAUGUGACGGGAGCCGCCCCCGGUGCCCCAGCUCUGGAGGCCCUGCGUAGGCUCAUCAGCACCAGCGAGUGGAUCCGCUCCGACCGCCUUGUCCGCGCUCUGGAACCUGCGCUAAUGCGGCUCUGCACCUGGUAUCUGUACGGAGAGAAACGGCGGGGCUACGCCCUAAACCCUGUGGCCAACUUCCAUCUUCAGAACGGCGCCACCAUGUGGAGGCUGAACUGGCAAGCGGACACAAGCCCGCGAGGGAUCGCCAACUCUUGCGGCAUAAUGGUUAAUUAUCGCUACUUUUUACAAGAGACCAGCACUAACAGUGCCGCCUACCUGCAGAAUAAAGUCAUCAAGGCUUCGGAGCAGGUGCUGGGACUGGUGUCGCAGUUCCAGAAGAACAGCAAACUCUGAGUCAAAUCUGUGGCUCUGCAUUGGGACAAAAUGUGUUGGGACUCAAAUAAAUUUUUAUCAUUUUUGAUAACUCUGAUCUGCACAGGGUGGACAAACACAAUGAAGAUUUAAACAAGCCUUAUGUGGAUCUACGGCUGAAACCAGCAAGCCACAUUUCAUUGUUAGUUCAGAGAUGGACAGUUGUACUCUGCCUUUCUGAAAGAUAAUAAUCCAAUAAAUCCAAUUUUAAAGGGAUAGUUCACCCCAAAAUGAAAAUUCUGGCAUCAUAUACACACACACCCUCAAGUUGUUCCAAACCUGUAUGACUUUCUUUCUUCCUUAGACAAUCGUCCUGCAGCUUUUUCAUCCAGCAGCAGUUCACAAUGACAACAUAAUGUCAUAGAUAAAACAUUAUUAAAAGUAUUAAAAUAGUCCAUAUGAUUUAUCCAUUAUAUUCUGUGAAGCCAUACAACAUUUUGUGAAGAAUAAAUAGAAAUUUAAAUAAUUAUUUGCUCUCAAAUUGUUCAUGCAAAUCGUUUAUGAAUAUUUAGCAGUUAGCACUUCUGGCACAGGUUUGAUGUCAUUACGUGCAAGAACCAAUGACAUUUGAUGCUAUUGGUGCCCAACCUGAAUAUUUGAUUUGUGAGCAUUGAUGACUUAAAUAGCUUGUUUUAUAAUAUUAAGCUAUCUUAAGAAUACUUUAAGUAUAGUACACAAGUUAUACGGACCACUUUCUUUUAUGAACUUCAUCACUACUGUUGUAUAUGUAGUACACAUAUAUAACUUGACUAUAGCCUAUAUU